Messenger RNA from Cotesia glomerata, 2263 nucleotides. RefSeq names its product glucose-6-phosphate isomerase (gene Pgi). Gene Ontology annotation, biological process: glucose 6-phosphate metabolic process; glycolytic process; gluconeogenesis. Gene Ontology annotation, molecular function: carbohydrate derivative binding; glucose-6-phosphate isomerase activity; monosaccharide binding. Bases 292 to 1962 code for a protein of 556 amino acids. Lineage: Eukaryota; Metazoa; Arthropoda; Insecta; Hymenoptera; Braconidae. The transcript is spliced from 10 exons. The record is from RefSeq and is a predicted model, not a curated record. Gene Ontology annotation, cellular component: cytosol.
CAUUUAAACUGUCCAUAUAGAAGUAUUACAUAUAUGUCGGCACCUUAAUAGUGGGACAUUCCUUCCCAUUUAAACUGUCCAUAUAGAAGUAUUACAUAUAUGGUUAUCCCUCCCAACAUUAGAUGGAAAUUCGCCUUAAACAGUGAACGUGAUCAUUACACUGUCAGAAUUUUUUUCAAGCCGGAAUCUUGAUUAUUCAAGUUCUCAAGGACAACCGAGGACACAAGUUUUGAAGAUAUUUCUUACAGUUCUUGAUAAUUAUCAAAAAAAUUAUUAACAAGAUACGAUAAAAUGGAUCUCAGAGAAAAACUUACUGAAGAAAAUUCUUGGAAACAAUUAGAAGAAUAUUUUUUUGGUACUGGUUCUAAAAUUAAAAUUUCUGAUUUAUUCCAACAAGACCCAGAAAGAUUUAACAAGUUUAGUCUAAUACUCCAAACUCCUGAUGAUGGACCUAUACUACUUGAUUAUUCCAAAAACCGAAUUGAUGACAAAGUUUUGAGUCUCUUAUUUACUUUGGCACGAGCACGUCAAGUUGAGAAAGCACGAGAUGCAAUGUUUGUCGGAGAAAAAAUAAAUUUUACAGAAAAUCGCGCGGUAUUACAUAUUGCUCUUCGCAAUCAGCAAAAUACUCCUAUUCUCGUAAAUGGAAAAGAUGUGAUGCCAGAUGUAAACGCUGUGUUACAACAUAUAAAAGAAUUCACCGACCAAGUUAUUACUGGAGAAUGGAAAGGUUUUACAGGUAAACCAAUUACAGAUGUUGUUAAUAUUGGCAUUGGUGGUUCCGAUUUGGGUCCUCUUAUGGUAACUGAGGCAUUGAAGCCUUACCACUGUGGACCGAGAGUUCAUUUUGUGAGUAACAUUGAUGGUACGCACAUAGCUGAGACUCUAAAAAAAUUAAAUCCUGAAACUGCUCUUUUUAUUAUUGCAUCCAAAACAUUUACAACUCAAGAGACGAUUACCAACGCUACUUCAGCAAAAUUAUGGCUCCUAGAACACUUGAAAAAUGAAGCAGCGGUAGCAUCUCAUUUUGUUGCAUUAUCAACGAACAAUCAAAAAGUCAAAGAGUUCGGAAUUGAUGAAAAGAACAUGUUCGGUUUUUGGGAUUGGGUUGGUGGCCGUUAUUCUUUGUGGUCAGCAAUUGGUUUAUCAAUUUCACUAGCUAUUGGAUUUGAUAAUUUCAAAAAAUUAUUGAACGGAGCAAAUUUUAUGGAUCAGCAUUUUCGUACUGCUCCAUUACAUCAAAAUGCACCUGUCAUUCUUGCUUUGUUGGGAAUUUGGUACCACAACUUUUUCAAAGCUGAAACUCAUUCACUCUUACCUUAUGAUCAGUAUCUUCAUAGAUUUGCUGCUUAUUUCCAACAAGGUGAUAUGGAAAGUAAUGGAAAAUAUGUUACUCGUUCGGGGACGACAGUAAAUUAUACUACUGGACCAAUUGUCUGGGGAGAACCUGGCACCAAUGGUCAACACGCAUUUUAUCAAUUAAUUCAUCAAGGUACUAGAUUAGUACCAGCAGAUUUCAUUGCUCCUGUGCUAUCUCAUAAUAAGGUUCAAGGUGAUUUACAUCACAAAAUAUUACUUGCUAAUUUUCUUGCACAAACUGAGGCUCUUAUGAAAGGAAAAAGUGUUGAUCAAGCACGAGAAGAACUUCUAAGCUCCGGAUUGAGUUCGGAACAAGUAAAUUUCAUACUACCACAUAAAAUUUUUGAAGGUAAUCGGCCAACAAAUAGUAUCCUGGUAAAAAGGAUUACUCCCUUUACUUUGGGUGCAUUAAUCGCAAUGUAUGAGCACAAAAUUUUUGUACAAGGAAUCAUUUGGGAUAUAAACUCUUUUGAUCAAUGGGGUGUUGAAUUGGGAAAACAACUUGCUAAAGCUAUAGAGCCAGAAUUAAAUAAUAAAGAUAAGAUAACCAGCCACGACGCAUCAACUAAUGGUCUAAUAGAUUUUAUCAAGUCCAACAGUUAAAUAAUACAAAUUUCUGAUUUUAUUAUGGAGUUAGAAUCAUAGUUUAGUGUUUAUUACUGAAUUUCUUUCUCAGCAAUAGUUACCAUAAAGUUAUACAAUAAAUGAUAAUUAAUAAGUUAUUAAUUCAUAUAUAUUUUAUGUCUAUAAAAAAAAAAAAAAAACAUUGAGUUUUCUGUAUCAUGUCUAUUAAAAGGCCUAAAAGAAUAUAAUGUAAACAGUGUUGUCAUGAAAUGUAAGAAGGGUUAUUGUGUAUACAUGCCUACAUAGAAAAGAAUUAUAAUUAUAUGUAUGUUUCCAUCAA